AUAACAUGAUAAUAUGAUCUGUCUUAGUUGCCUACUUUGUGAAAGAGCUAUGGUGUAAGCAUUUUAAUUAUUGAGAAAUUUUUUAGCACAAUACGAUGUGAGCCAUAUUAUGAAACUCUAAUUUCUGUGUGCAGAUUUAUGAUUUACUAAAAGAGAAUCACGUGGUUUGUCUUGUAUGCAGCUUUAACCCCAUCUUACCUUGUGUCUAGGCCUAACCCCAAGUUUCAAUCCGGGGAUUAUUCUGCAAGUGGUUCUUACUUCAAUUAAGGAUUGCGGCUUAAAUUGAUUGUUUUGGGUCUUCUCAGCCAAAACUGGAGAUGCUACCAUCAUCCACUGUUCUGUCUCUCGCCGGUGCUGGCACCGUACUGACAGUGAUUUUUUCCGGCGAAUUGGGUCAUCUCAAAGCCAAGUGUUCUCCCAGACCCAGAAAGGUUUUCAGCCGUUGGUGCAUAAAGGAGCUUUAUUUACAGCAACACUCCAUCAAUGGUUUCAAGUCCAAGAAGCAAAACUCACUUUCAAGCUUCGCAUUCGGUAAAAAAGCCGAAGACAGCUUUUUCUCGGAUGUAAAUGAAGACACAGAUGACAUGUAUGAAGAUUUAAUUAAUAAUUAUGGAAAAGUGGUAUUUAGUAGAAAAGACAAAAAGCCUGCUAGCGCAGAGAUUGAUGAUGAUGCUGAAAGCCUGUCAUUUGCUAUGGAAUUGGCUUCGAUUGCAAGCGAGGUUAAGGCAGCAGAUAUAAAGGUCUUGUUUGUGAAGCCACUUGUUUACUGGACCCGAUUUUUUAUCAUAGCUACAGCAUUUUCCCGUCCGCAGAUUGAUGCUAUCGGGUCCAGGAUGAGAGAUCAAGCUGAGAAAAAAUAUGGAAAAAUUCCAACAGGAGAUACAAAGCCCAACUCAUGGACCCUGUUGGACUUCGGUGAUGUUGUUGUACACAUCUUCCUUCCCUCACAGAGAACUUUCUACAAUUUGGAAGAGUUUUAUGGUAAUGCAACACCGGUAGAGCUUCCUUUUGAGAAUCAACCACCAUUUCGUAGUUGACAGCUCCUUUUAUUUGCCAGUUGUUGUAAAAACUCAAGAUGAUCAAGACAUUUAUAAUGACCAGCUUUGGUUUGUUUACGUGAGUAUGAUGUAGGCUUCCAAUGUCCUUAUUAGCAGGAGUGGAGAAUCAGUCAAUGGGGAAGCGAAAAGGCACAAUUUCACUGCAUUUAGAAGUCUUUUUUUUUCUGAAUUUUUACAUUAGUGGUAAUUCUUCUAAAAAAUCUUUACCAAAUGGGAAUAGAGACAAAUUGUUGAAGUCUGUCUUGAAAUUCGAUAUCUGUUAGUUUGAAUUAGGUGGGUUUUGUAAAGAAAUUUAUUCUUUUUCUUCCAUAUUUAAAACAGGAGAAAGAGAACAAGAAAAUGAUGAUUCAAAGGAAACUUUUGCUCUC
Molecule: messenger RNA, 1426 nt
Organism: Vigna unguiculata (cowpea)
Lineage: Eukaryota; Viridiplantae; Streptophyta; Magnoliopsida; Fabales; Fabaceae
Source: RefSeq, a predicted model, not a curated record